UGUGUUGCUGACAGCAGUCUGGUCUGGAUUUUGGAAACGGUAUUUAUGUACUCAAGCUGCACCGAGUGUCAAUCCUGGGAAAACUAUGGAAAUACUUUUGUUCCUGGGUGUAGUUGUAGCGAGCGCAGUCUCGGGUCUGGCUGGACACUACCAGGGGGAUAAAGUGCUUCGCCUGAUUCCGGAAACUGACCAGCACCUGCAAUUUCUCAGGAACGUGUCCCACACUAGGAAGGUUGAUAUUUGGCAACCACAUUCGAUUGACUUGGUGACCACAGACAGGAGUGUGGAUUUCAGGGUGGGUGCUAAUUGGACCUCAGAUGUCCAGGCUGAACUGGAGAAGAUUGGAUUGCAAUAUGAGAUUUUAACUGAGAACUUGCAGACCUUGAUUGAGAACCAGUUUGACCGAAUAAGGACCCGAUCAUUUAGCUACGAUUAUGAAAGUUAUCAUAACUGGGAUCAGAUUGAAUCCUGGAUUGCUACCAUUGCCAAUAAAAAUCCAAACCUAAUUUCUCGGGUUAAAAUUGGACAGAGUUAUGAGGGACGAGAUAUCUCUCUCCUCCGGGUUGGCAAGAGAACAGGUUCUCCGAAACCCGCCAUCUUCAUGGACUGUGGGAUCCAUGCCAGGGAAUGGAUCUCCCCAGCAUUUUGCCAAUGGUUUGUGAAAGAGGCUAUUAGAACGUAUGGAACAGAUUCUCUCCUGAACUGUCUUCUUAAUGAGUUGGAUUUCCUGGUUAUUCCUGUACUCAAUGUAGAUGGCUAUGUCUAUUCUUGGACUGAGGAUCGACUUUGGAGGAAGACAAGAUCCAGGAAUUUUAACUCUGCCUGUGUGGGAACCGAUCCAAACAGAAACUUCAAUGCUCAAUGGUGUGCCAACGGAUCCUCAAAUAAUCCAUGUUCUGAUGUCUACUGUGGGCCAUUUGUAGAAUCUGAAAAGGAAGUCAAGGCAGUUGCAACCUUCAUCCGUAACCACAGUUCAAUCAUCAAGGCUUACCUCACAAUUCAUUCGUACUCACAGAAAUUAUUGUUCCCAUAUUCCUACACCUAUUCAUUGGCAUAUAACCACAAUGAGCUGGCUAACCUCGCUCAGAAUGCAGUCUUGGCUUUGCAGAGUCUUUAUGGAACUCAGUAUACCUUUGGUUCUGGAUCAAACUCACUGUAUCUCGCUUCUGGCGGUUCUGAUGACUGGGCCUAUGACCUUGGCAUCAAGUACUCGUUCACCUUUGAACUCCGUGAUACUGGCAAAUAUGGCUUCCUGUUGCCUGAAUCUCAGAUCAGACCAACCUGUGAAGAAACCAUGCUGGCUAUCAACUACAUCGCCAAUUACGUUCUAAACCAUCUGUAUUGAUGCGUAGACUGAAUGAUGUCUAUUGGCCGACUUUAAAGUUUAAGGUUUAGAGUUGAAAUCUUUGUUGCAGGUGGAAGCAUUCAAACUAUUAAAAAAAAAAUGAAAGCACACAAAAUGCGUCUAAAAGAUAGAGCAGGAACAUUCUAAAUAAGAUGAUUGACAGGCUAAACGUGGGGUGAUGUUCCUAAUGACUGGGGAGUCCAGAACUGGGGUUCAUAGUCGAAGGAUACAGAGUGGGCCAUUUAGGGUUAAGAUGAGUAGAAACCUCUUCACCCUGAGUGUAGUGCGGCAAGAUGUUGUCACAACGUUUUUGAGGUGGAACAGAGGAGAUACAGGUAAGCAUGGGUGGAAACCUAACCUAGCGGCGGUACCUACAAUAUCCUGUCCAGUUAGUAGUUACAAUGGAAUCUACACCAAGAAUCAUGGGACCUGUAUCAUAGUUUCCUAUGAACCCCGUGUUCCCUUUCACCUCCAAUACCCUUUGACUCCCUUGUUCAUCAGUAAGUGCUGUUCUAUGAAUGUAGGCUUCUGCAUGUUACUGAGGAUAUGAAAAUAUAGAAACUAGGAACUGGAGAAGGCCAUUCAGCCCUGCCCAGCCAUUCACUAAAUCAUGGUCUGAUUUUAACCUCAAUUCUACAUUUCUGUGUAUCUCUGACAAUCUUUUACCUUUUUUGAUCAUCAAGAAUCUACCUGCCUGAAAAAUAAACUCAGCACUGCUCUGCCAUUCAGUAUGACAAUGGCUGACCAUCAGGGCCCUGUUCCUGCUUUCACCCCCAUACCCGUUGACCCCUUUAACCCUAAGGCCAAUAUCUAACUCCUUAUAGAAAGCAUUUCAGGGUUUUGGCUUCAAUCAUUUUCUGUGGCUUAGAACUUCACAGGUUCUCCGCUCUGGGUGAAGGCAUUUCUCAGUUCAGUCCUAAGAGCCCCACUCUUUAAUCCUUAGACUCUGACCCCUUGGUUCAGGACUCUGUGGUUAAUAAGAACAUCCUUUUGCAUUUACCUUGUCUAGUCCUACUAGAAUUUUAUAGCUUUCCAUGAGAUUUCCCCACAUUUUUCUAAACUCCAGCUGAUAUAGUCCUAACUGAUACAGUCUGUCUUCAGAGGCAUGCACCCUGGUAUAGUCCUCUGCCUGCCUCGGCAAUCUCUGGAGUUCUUUUAAUGCCCAAAAUGGGUUUUGCAAAGGGUUGUUGCUCCCUCUCAUGUCAGUGUUCUGAUUGACUAUUCCAAUGGAAAAGUUUGAUUGGCUGAUACAAGGUUUGUGGGUUGUUGGUGAUGCUGGCUGGGCAAGAGAGAGAAAAUGGGAUGGGGGAGUGACUUAAACAGAGUGAGAAAGGUAGGAGAGUGUGUGUGUGUGUGUGUGUGUGUGUGUGUGUGUGUGUGUGUGUGUGUGUGUGUGUGCGCGCGCGUGAGAGAGAGAAAGAGAUUGGAAAAGGGGGAGAGUGAGAGGGGCAGAUUGGAAAAGGGGGUAAGUGAGAUAGCAGAGUGGAAAGUGGAGGAGCAUGAGACAGUGAGAGGUGAUGAAGGAAAGUGAGUGGUCAGAAUGAAUCAAACUGAAGUGACUACCUGUGUAAUUUGUAUACAAUCGCAGUGAAAGUGAAGGUUUUUAAAUAUUGGGCUUGGUCUUUGGUUAGGUUUGUUGAAAUAUCUUCAAAGGUGGAAGAAGUUGAUUAGGUAAUGUUGGAGUUCAACCUGGUCAUCAAUGGAUUUGAGUUUUUGUUGUAAUGAUUGGUUAGGGUUGCAUUAAAGAAAGUUGAAAGGAACCAGAGAUGACCUCAGUCUGCGAUGGAGUUCAGGAAUCACAGAGCACCCAGACUGAUACUGAGGGCUAUAUUCUCCAUGGAAAACUGGCCUUAAAACUCUGUAACAUUGCGGCUGUCCCAAUGACACUGCUGAAAAUCUCAUUCACAUCGUUAUUACUUCCAGAUACAUCUAUUCAAAUGCUCUACUUUGUGUUUUGUUAUUAGUUUUUAUUUGUAAGAGAUAGAACAUAGAACAAUACAGCGCAGAACAGCCCUUUGGCCCUUGAUGUUGCACCGACCUGAGAACUAUUCUCAGCUUGUCCCCCUACACUAUCCCAAAAUCAUCCAUGUGCUCAUCUAAGGAUUGUUU
Messenger RNA from Hemiscyllium ocellatum (epaulette shark), 3454 nucleotides. RefSeq names its product carboxypeptidase B-like. The transcript has 11 exons. The coding region runs from base 86 to 1345 and encodes 419 amino acids. Gene Ontology annotation, molecular function: zinc ion binding; metallocarboxypeptidase activity. Gene Ontology annotation, biological process: proteolysis. Lineage: Eukaryota; Metazoa; Chordata; Chondrichthyes; Orectolobiformes; Hemiscylliidae. The record is from RefSeq and is a predicted model, not a curated record.